Messenger RNA from Dentiscutata erythropus, 313 nucleotides. NCBI's taxonomy places the organism in Eukaryota, Fungi, Glomeromycota, Glomeromycetes, Diversisporales, Gigasporaceae. The record is from the annotation of a GenBank genome assembly.
GUAAAUAAUAUAGGAACAAAAUUUGCAAGACUAAGAACUUCUGGUGGAUAUAUGAUUGGCUCUGUUUUAACUAAAACUAAUGAGACUCAUCGUGAUAAUUCAUGUAUUAGAUAUGAGAUUUUGGUUAACCAAUCUGGUAAACAAGCUGCUUUAGAGAUUCAUUAUGGCAGAGUUUUGUUUUAUUUUGUUCAUGAAUAUUCUGGACAAAAAUAUAUGCUUGCUUAUGUAGAACAUGCACAUGAUGUUAAGCAUGGUUUAUAUGAUUUAAAAACAUUUUCGAAAUUUGGAGUGCAUGAAUGGAUUUCAGCAUCUA